CCCGCGCCUCCUGGGCCCGCCGGGCUAAGGCCAGAACCGUUGCGCGCGCGGCUCGGAUCCCGCCGCCUCCCCGGCCAGCCAUGGAUGCUCCCGCGCGGGCUCUGAGCCGCCGCCGCCGCCGCCUCCUCGUCCUCUGCUUUCUCCUCCUGCCGGUGGCCGCCCAGCUCAGCGGUGCCAGGAAGGUCCACCUGCCCCCGGGGCCCUUGUACCGCGUGGAAGGCACCACCCUCGCCAUUCCCUGCAACGUCUCUGAGUUCGAGGGUCCUUCUCUGCAACAGUUCGAGUGGUUUCUGUAUCGCCCGUCGGCUCCUGACAUCUCCAUCGGCAUGGUCAGCACGCGAGACCCCAACUUCCCUUACGCUGUUUUUGGGACCCGGGUGCAGGCUGGCAACGUCUCCAUCCUGCGCGUUCGGGGCGAUGUUGUGGAACUGCGUGUCAGGGCGAUUCGGAUGGAGGACACGGGGGUCUACGAGUGCUACACACCUACCACGGAUUCCAAAUACCAGGGCACCUAUAGUGCUAAGGUGGAGGUCAGAGUUAUCCCCGACCAGCUCUCUGUCUCUGUUGCCCCUCCCUCUGAUGCAAAGCCCGCUCUCUGGGGCUGGAGGGCUGCUCCCCCUCCCCAGUUGGUGCUUCUGGAGAGCCAGGACCUGCUGCUCACCUGCUCCGUGUCCACCGGGACCCAGCUGCACACCCACCUCUCGGCCUCCUUCACCGUCUCCGCGCCCAGCAGUCCCCGGCUGCAGCAUGAGGUGAUUGGGCUUCGGCGGGACUUCGCCCUAGAGGCAGCCGGGCGUUUUGCCCCACGGCGCCUGGCCCGGGAGCUCUCCCUGGUCAAGCUGGGCGACUGGAAAUACCAGAUGGCGCUGGACCGGCUCAGGCCAGAGGACUCCGGGACCUAUCACUGCGCUGCCGGGGAAUGGAUCCAGGAUCCUGAUGGCAGCUGGCAGCAGAUCACUGAGAAGCGGGUAGCCCUGGCUGAUGUUUCCGUUCAAAGCAUAGCGAACCAGUUCUUGGUGUCUGCCGGCCCCCCCAGAGCCUUGCUCAGUCCCAGAGAUUCCCUGGAGCUCUUCUGCAACAUUUCCGGAGCCCCCGUCCUCCUCCUGCCCCACGUUGCCUUUGCAGUCAGCUGGGAGCUGAGGAAGGAGGCUGCCGGGGAGGGGCAUCUCGUCGCCCGGCUGGAGGCCAGUGGUGGGCUUGUCCUGGGCCAGAACUAUACCAACCGCAACGUGGGCACGAGGCACGUCUCUCUGCAGAAGCUGGCCUCCCCUCUGGGAGCUUUCCUGCUGCGGAUCGAGUCGGCCCAGCCGGCAGACAUGGGCUCGUACCGCUGUGAGGUUCAGGCCUUUUUGCGGUCUCCAAGUGCAGAGUUGCGUCCGUUGGCCACCCUGAGCUCCGAGGUGAUCAGCGUGGAGGUCAAGUCCCAAGCGGUGGUGCUGGGGGCCGUUGCAUGGCUGCCCUUGCCCACCCUCUACCGUGGCAGCACAGCCGACGUUCGGUGCAACGUCUCCGUGGAAUCGGCUCAGGAUGUCCACCUGUCCCUCAGCUGGUGGGCAGAGCUGCCACAGCCGGAUUCAUCCCCUCUCGGGGUCAUCUUGGCUUCCGUGGACCGUGAGGGGGUGGCGCAGCUAGAGAAGCCGCCAUCUGGAGGGGUCCUGAGCGUGGAUAAAGUGGGGCCGCAGAGCCACCGGUUGCGCCUGCAUACGGUCCAGCCGACCGAUGAAGGGGGCUACUAUUGCGCUGUGACCGCCUGGGUACGCUUCCCCGACCGCAGUUGGUAUCAGGCUGCUUCGGUAAAGUCCAAUGUGGUCACUGUGUACCCGUAUCCGCUGGCCAUGGACACCCUCCUCAUCCCUCUGGCGGUCGGCAUCUCCAGCGCCCUCCUCCUGGGGGUCUCCAUCCUGGUCUCAGUCACCUGCUGCUUCAUGGCCAGGCUGCGCAAGAGGUGAACCCCAGAGCGUUGCAAUCUUGCCAGUCACCAAGAUGGUUCCUUCUCAGCCAAAUCUCUCCGCUCUGUGUCUGUUUUCGUUUUGCCUGAGGGCCAGUGGAGAUGGACUUCCCUUCAUCCCCCUCCCCUCCAUCUGCAGACCUUGCUGCUGCCCUGCUUAACAACAUUGGUGGCUGCUUCCUGCUCAACAAGGCAGCCAUGUCUUCUGGCUCCAUCCGUUUGGACUCUGGCGGAGCGUCCUGGAGACUCACCUGAAGGCCAUCUCCCAACACCCGGAUUGUGCCGGAUGAACCCCUUGAGGGAUCAGGGGCACCAUUCCAUCCCACGCCUGGCCUCCUGAGGAUCUGAGCCUCCCCCUCCCCUGGCCUUGGUUUCCUGGUGCCAAAGUUGCUGCCGGAGUCCCUGAUGGGCACAGGGAGAUGCCAUAGCAACAGGCUGCACCCAGCGGAGGAACCGGGCACCAUGGAGGCCGCACAGCAGAAGGGCCGGAGCAGAGCAACCAACAUCUUUUGGCUUUUGAAGAAGAGCAGCUCUGUGUCCACCAGCUGGGUUGUUUCCAGCCGGGGUGGGUGGGUGCUUUGUUUCUGCCCCUCUCUGCAAAUGUCCCAAGCACUCAAUCCCAGCAGGCACCUCUGGACUUCUCUAGGAAAGCAGCGGUGCCAUCAAAGGAAGCAAGUCAUCUUGAAGUCAUUUGUGUUGUGUGUGAGUUGUAUGUGCAUGCAAGCGGGAGACCCUUAUUUGGCUCCCCUUCCAAAUUCCGUUGCCAGCAGGAAAGGCCAGGCUGUGCCCACAGCUCAGUGCCUGUCCAGCGAGAGUGGCUUUGGGCUCCUGGCAUCCUACAGGCGUCUUCUGUACGUGCCCUUUUGCCCUUCGCUACCCAGUUCAGAGGGAAGAGGGUGAGACCUGCCCAGCCAGGCCCUCCCAACCCAGGGAGGGGAGAAGCUCUCAAACUUGAAAAUAAAUGUUCAUGGGGCCAAAUGGGGUUUUAAUAAAAACGUGAACCGCAGACUCAC
This is a messenger RNA of Pantherophis guttatus, 2961 nucleotides long. It is a transcript of the gene IGSF8, whose product is annotated as immunoglobulin superfamily member 8. Lineage: Eukaryota; Metazoa; Chordata; Lepidosauria; Squamata; Colubridae. Gene Ontology annotation, cellular component: membrane. The record is from RefSeq and is a predicted model, not a curated record.